Aspergillus clavatus NRRL 1 is the source of this 1161-nucleotide messenger RNA. Its product is annotated as putative 2OG-Fe(II) oxygenase family oxidoreductase. Gene Ontology annotation, molecular function: dioxygenase activity. The coding region runs from base 1 to 1161 and encodes 386 amino acids. The transcript has 4 exons. The record is from RefSeq and is a predicted model, not a curated record. Lineage: Eukaryota; Fungi; Ascomycota; Eurotiomycetes; Eurotiales; Aspergillaceae.
AUGACACGAUCUCUCGGUACCACUACUGCGGCCGGGUCCUCGAAGCAGGACCUUGGGGCGACCAUGCCGCCAAAUUACAAGGCGCGCGUUGGGGAUCUUGAGACAUUUGAGCUUCCCGCGGUUGUCACCGGCUCACUGGCAGAUGUUGAUCUGGGGAAGGCGCUGAUAGCUGCCUGGCGGCGAGACGGCAUUCUCCAGGUUGCCAUGGAAGAUUCCCAGAAAGGUCUCUUGGGUGAAACAUUUGACGCUAGCAAGAACUUUUUCCGAAAGCCUCACAGAGAAAAGGCGGCGUGUGUAGACUCUCAGAGUUACUCUGGCUACAUUGCCUCCGCAGAAGAAAUCACUGAUGGAAUACCGGACUACUCGGAGAUCUUCACGGUGACAAAAGACCUCGAGUUGUCCGAGCCAAGAGUGAAGAGCCAUUGGCCUUGCCAUGGCCCAUGCCCAUGGCCGGACGAUGAGAUGAAGACCCCAAUGCAGCGAUAUAUGGACUACCUUGGCCAGAGUGGAGAAAAACUCCUCCAGCUGGUUGAGUACGGCCUGGGUGUGCCCUCAGGAGCUUUGACCAACUAUACCCAGGACGGCUGGCAUCAUAUGCGUAUUCUCAGGUUUCCCGCCGUGAAUGCCGCCAACGGAAAAGGAAAGGAUGGCCGUGGUAUCGGAUCCCAUACCGACUACGGCCUUUUGGUUAUUGCCGCGCAGGAUGAUGUAGGAGGUCUCUUUAUCCGCCCUCCCGCCGUUGAUGAAACAACUGCAAAUUGGGAGCAAAGCGCUGCCGGUUUAUGGGAAGAUGAUGACGGCUGGACAUACGUCGCCCCUGUGCCAAAUGUCUUCACAGUGUUUCCAGGUGAUAUGAUGCAAUACUUGACCAACUCCUAUCUCCCUUCAACGCCGCACAAAGUAGGCCUCAACACUCGUGAGCGAUUUGCUUUUGCCUACUUCCAUGAGCCCAGCUUUCAAUCGGUCAUCACUCCUCUAGAAGGAUAUGAUGGUGGUCAGAAUCCCAGAGAAGGUAUUCAUUAUGGGACACACUUCACGAACAUGUUCAUGAGGAACUAUCCGGAUCGUAUAACGAGCCAACGGAUUAUCAGAGAGAACAGAAAAGCUCUGUUGGCAGACAGAGCGCUGAGGGCAGAAAAUGUGCUGAGUGCAUCAACCUGA